UUGUGUUCUUUCUGCAGAAGACUCCUCACCGAAUGUUGACUCAAAUAGAGCAAGAAUGGACUUCUUGAAAACGUUUUUGAAGUUCUCCCCACUAAAUAGAUAAAGUAUGGGAGAAAAGACAGGAUUGAAAGACGUGGUAAACACUGUAAGGAUCAAAGUCAAUUCUACAAGUAACGACUGGUUCUUCGCGAGAAUUAAGCCCUGAUGUACAUGGUAGGGCAUCCAGCACACAAAGAAAGAGAUAACAGCAGUCACCAUGACUUUGAAGGGUUUGCUGGAUUUAAAGAGGCCCCUCUCUUUCAUCUUACGGGCUACUCUUUCGUAACAAAAGCCGAUGACUAAGAAAGGCAGAAGGAAGCCCAGUAUGAAGCGGCUGAUGAAACAGGUGGCAUGAAUCCAUUGUCUCACUGUUUGCAUCUCUUCGCUUUCCCAGUCAGUGGACACAGCGUAGUUAUUUCGGCAGGUCACCCUUCCUUUACGGUCAUCAUAUGUCUCCCUGAAAACCAAAUAGGGCACGCUGAGGACAGUAGCAGAGAGCCAGACUCCCAGAACGACUCUGGAAGCCCAGUGUGAGGUUCGGUGCUGUUGGGACCACACCGGGUGAAGAGUGAGAAGAUAACGAUCGAGACUGAUGGCCGAGAGGAACAAAACAGAGGCGAACAUCGCCAGACUCAAAGUGCUGUUGAAGAUCUCGCAUAAAGCGCUUCCAAAGGUCCAGUGGUUGUCCUGAAGAUAGGAGGUGGCCAGAAAUGCACCCACAGAUAGAGGCCAUUGGUGAUGGAACCAACUAUGAACGCCAUGAACAAAGGAAGGACAAGGACCAGUCUGGGGGCAGGAGCAGGAACAUGAGUGCUGUUUCUUACUACAGCGGAGACCAGGUCAUCAGUAGAGUUGAUCAGAUCCAUAAUUUCCUCUGGAGUGAAAAACAAUGAACAUAACAACAAGGAGCAAGGAAUGUAGAAAUUAAAAGUUAUCUGGCGCUGACAGCGAGACCCUAAAAGAAAGAAGAGCGCAAAUCAUGGCCCGAGGACUUCCAAAGCAGAAACCGAUUGAAGGUGUUAAACAAGUUAUAGUUGUGGCUUCUGGGAAGGGUGGAGUUGGAAAAUCUACUACAGCAGUGAACCUUGCACUUGCAUUAGCUGCAAAUGAUUCAUCAAAGGCCAUUGGUUUGUUAGAUGUGGAUGUGUAUGGCCCUUCAAUUCCAAAGAUGAUGAAUCUGAAAGGAAAUCCAGAGUUAUCACAGAGUAAUCUAAUGAGGCCUCUUUUAAAUUAUGGUAUUGCUUGUAUGUCUAUGGGCUUCCUGGUUGAAGAGACUGCACCAGUUGUUUGGAGAGGACUUAUGGUAAUGUCAGCCAUUGAGAAACUGUUGAGACAGGUAGAUUGGGGUCAACUGGACUAUUUAGUUGUUGACAUGCCACCAGGAACCGGAGAUGUGCAGUUAUCAGUCUCACAGAAUAUUCCUAUUUCAGGUGCUGUGAUUGUCUCCACACCCCAGGAUAUUGCGCUGAUGGAUGCACACAAGGGUGCUGAGAUGUUUCGAAAAGUUCACGUGCCUGUCCUUGGCCUUAUCCAAAACAUGAGUGUUUUCCAGUGUCCAAACUGUAAACACAAAACUCAUAUUUUUGGUGCUGAUGGUGCCAGGAAGCUAGCACAGACCCUUGAUCUUGAUGUUCUGGGAGACAUUCCUUUACACCUUAGUAUAAGGGAAGCCUCAGAUACAGGCCAGCCAAUUGUGUAUUCACAGCCCGAAAGUGAGGAGCUCAUUCCUGGCUUGGAAGCACUGUUAGUAUCCCACUGCACUGAGGACCCUGGACGUGAGCCAUGGAAGCACUCACUGCAUCAGGCAUGCUUGCGUGAUACCCAUCUUGAGGCGCUCAGAGCUGGAGCUGCACACAGUUCUCAGAGAGAAUAAAGAACAUGCUUUCCAAAGAUAAGUCACAAAGUGGUAAUAGAAGUAGCCCUCCUGAAAAGGACUAACAGUUCCUAGGCCAAAGAAGUCGUGACAGCAUCUCUCAGGAUAUGAGUUUGUCAGAGGAGGAAGGUGUACUUUUUCUACACUGAGACUGGAUUGCUGGUGUACUGGCACUGGGAUCAAGUUUGAAAAAACAGUAAUUGCUGGUACGAAAUAUUUUUUCAGAAAGCCAUCUUCCAAAUAUAACCCUGCAGAUAAUCUGAAAUCCUUCCCCUGCUGCUUCAGUUGCAAUGUGUGUUGUCUUCCCACUACUGAGUUUCCUCAUCUCAUCCAGCAUUUUUACCAGCAAGUACAGGGGUCAUCUAUGAUCAGCUGUUCAUGAGUCAUUCUGUGUGUGCUGGGGAGAAAUGUGGAACAAAGGACUCUGUUCUU
Messenger RNA from Lepus europaeus (European hare), 2344 nucleotides. It is a transcript of the gene NUBPL, whose product is annotated as NUBP iron-sulfur cluster assembly factor, mitochondrial. Gene Ontology annotation, cellular component: mitochondrion. The record is from RefSeq and is a predicted model, not a curated record. Bases 1019 to 1912 code for a protein of 297 amino acids. The transcript has 12 exons. Lineage: Eukaryota; Metazoa; Chordata; Mammalia; Lagomorpha; Leporidae. Gene Ontology annotation, biological process: mitochondrial respiratory chain complex I assembly; iron-sulfur cluster assembly. Gene Ontology annotation, molecular function: 4 iron, 4 sulfur cluster binding; ATP binding; ATP-dependent FeS chaperone activity.